AUGGCGGAACUCGACACGCUGGACAUCGUCGUCCUGGCCGUCAUCCUCUUGGGUACGGCCGCCUACUUCACAAAGGGCAAAUACUGGGGAGUAGUCAAGGACCCCUAUGCCAACGCCUUUGCCAACGCCAAUGGCGCCAAGGCCGGCAAGACAAGAAACAUCAUCGAGAAGAUGGAUGAGUCGGGAAAGAACUGCAUCGUCUUCUAUGGAUCCCAGACUGGUACCGCCGAGGACUACGCCUCGAGACUCGCAAAGGAAGGCAAGAGCCGCUUCGGUCUCGAGACCAUGGUCGCCGACUUGGAGGACUACGACUACGAUAACCUCGAUUCCAUCCCCAGCGACAAGGUCGUCAUGUUUGUUCUCGCCACCUACGGUGAGGGCGAGCCCACCGAUAACGCCGUCGAUUUCUACGAAUUCAUCACCGGCGAGGACGUCUCCUUCUCCGAGGGCAACGACCCCGCCUUGGACAACCUCAACUUUGUCGCCUUCGGUCUCGGUAACAACACCUACGAGCACUACAAUUCCAUGGUUCGCAACGUCACAAAGGCUCUCGUGAAGCUCGGCGCACACAAGAUCGGCGAGGCUGGCGAGGGUGACGAUGGCGCCGGUACCAUGGAAGAGGAUUUCCUGGCCUGGAAGGACCCCAUGUGGGCUGCUCUCGCCGAGAAGAUGGGUCUGGAGGAGCGCGAGGCUGUCUACGAGCCCACCUUCAGCAUUCUCGAGCGCGAGGGUCUCGACGCUUCGUCCGCCGAGGUCUACGUCGGAGAGCCGAACAAGAUGCAUCUUGAGGGUACCGCCAAGGGCCCCUUCAACGCCCACAACCCCUACAUCGCCCCCAUUGCCGAGUCCAAGGAGCUCUUCAGCGUCAAGGACAGAAACUGCCUGCACCUCGAAGUCGACAUCAGCGGAUCCAACUUGUCCUACCAGACCGGUGACCACAUUGCCAUCUGGCCCACGAACCCCGGUGAAGAGGUUGACCGCUUCCUUGACCUUGUCGGACUUACUGAGCAGAGACACUCGGUCGUCAGCGUCAAGGCCCUCGAGCCUACCGCCAAGGUCCCCUUCCCCACGCCCACCACCUACGAUGCCAUUGUUCGCUACCACCUCGAGAUCUGCGCCCCCGUUUCCCGCCAGUUCAUUUCCACCCUCGCCGCCUUCGCUCCCAGCGAAGACAUCAAGGCCGAGAUGGUCAAGCUCGGAGGCGACAAGGAGCUCUUCCACGAGAAGACUGGUGCUCACUUCUACAACAUUGUUCGGUUCUUGGACUCUGUCAGCGGCGGUCAAAAGUGGACCAACAUCCCCUUCUCCGCGUGGAUUGAAGGCCUCACCAAGCUCCAGCCCCGUUACUACUCCAUCUCCUCCUCGUCCCUGGUCCAGCCCAAGAAGAUCUCCAUUACCGCCGUGGUCGAGAACCAGACGAUCCCUGGCCGCGGCGAUCCGUUCCGUGGUGUCGCUACAAACUAUCUCCUCGCUCUGAAGCAGAAGCAGAACAACGACCCCGAGCCUACCGCCUUUGGACUGACCUACGAGAUUACUGGCCCCAGAAACAAGUACGACGGUAUCCACGUGCCCGUCCACGUCCGCCAUUCCAACUUCAAGCUGCCUUCCGAUCCCUCCAAGCCCGUCAUCUGCAUUGGUCCCGGUACCGGUGCUGCCCCCUUCCGCGGUUUCAUUCAGGAGAGAGCCAAGUUGGCUCGCGAUGGCGCCGAUGUUGGUCAGACGAUUCUCUUCUUCGGAUGCCGCAAGUCGACCGAGGACUUUUUGUACAAGGAUGAGUGGGAGCAAUACAAGAAGGAUCUCGGCGACAAGUUCGAACUCAUCACCGCUUUCUCCCGCGAGGGCCCCAAGAAGGUCUACGUUCAGCACCGUCUCAAGGAGCGCUCCAAGGAGAUCAACGAGCUUCUCGAGAAGAAGGCCUACUUCUACGUCUGUGGUGACGCCGCCAACAUGGCUCGUGAGGUCAACACCGUUCUGGGCCAGAUUCUGGCGGAGCAGCGUGGCAUCUCUGAGGCCAAGGCCGAGGAGAUUGUCAAGAACAUGAGAGCAGCCAACCAAUACCAGGUACGCCGGAUUCUAUAUUCUCACAACAGCUUCGUGACCAAUGCUAACAAAUACCUCAGGAGGAUGUCUGGUCAUAGAGUCGGUCUGUCUUAUGCGACACGGAGUAUGGGAUCUAGACGGAAAACGGAGAAGGCAUCUACGCCCUCUUAUAGAGGCGCGAAACUUUGUGCGUGCGUGGGAUGUGUGUGUAUAGAUGUGCGCACGUCUUCUAUAUCAGCAUAG
Messenger RNA from Colletotrichum abscissum, 2283 nucleotides. RefSeq names its product NADPH-cytochrome P450 reductase. NCBI's taxonomy places the organism in Eukaryota, Fungi, Ascomycota, Sordariomycetes, Glomerellales, Glomerellaceae. The transcript has 2 exons. Gene Ontology annotation, molecular function: flavin adenine dinucleotide binding; NADPH-hemoprotein reductase activity; FMN binding. The record is from RefSeq and is a predicted model, not a curated record. Gene Ontology annotation, cellular component: cytosol. The coding region runs from base 1 to 2283 and encodes 760 amino acids.